Molecule: messenger RNA, 616 nt
Organism: Prorocentrum cordatum
Lineage: Eukaryota; Dinophyceae; Prorocentrales; Prorocentraceae
Source: the annotation of a GenBank genome assembly
CAGCAGGCCUGGCUCAGGCCACACAUGGGCUCCGACUGCCGCCUCCAGGGCGUGCCCGGCGCCACCGGGUGGCCGCCCGCCGCCGGUUCCGCUCCGAGGGCCCCGCGCUGGCGAUGGCGGGGCGCCUGCUGGGCCCGAGCCUGAUGCAGGGCGACUUCGUGGACGGCGUCGUGCGCUCCGCGGUGUCGGGCCUGAUCGGCCAGCUGAAGCGCGAGUAUCAGAAGGAGAUCCAGAGGGAGCUGCAGGCAGCCCACGAGGGCGCCCCCGCCCAGCGCCAUCCGCCCUUGGCGGAGCCUGCGGAGCGCGCCAGCGAUGCGCGCGGGGCCGCCGCGAGGCCGCCCGCGCCCGCGCUGCGGGCCGCUGCGGCGCCGGGCGGGGCGGAGAUGCACGGGAGGGCGCUGGUGAUCCCGGAGCCGCCGCCGUCGGCGCCGCCCGCCAUCGUGGAGCACGCGUGGUCUCUGGAGCCGCCCGGGCCCGAGGGGCUGGAGCCGCUGUCGCUGCUGCCGCCCGCCAGCCAGGGCCACAGCGGGCGCCGAGAGGGCUCCGACGGAGUGGUGCGGAUGCCCUCGGGCCCGGCCAUGCCUGGCGUGCCCGAGGAGGCGGCGAGCGACGAGGA